CCCUAACUAGCCAUGCUGGGAUGCCGAAUGUUUGUGUCGGAAGUAGAAAAGUAGCUAUGUUUGUCUGCUUUCAAACAUAUCUUUUUCUCUGAUGUAAGUUUAUUAUAAAGCAAACAAAAUGUCGGAUGUUAAAGUGAAGAAGGAAUCGACCGAACCAGUGGAUAUAGAAAACAGGAUAAAGGAGCUGUGUGCGCAGUUUCCUCACGGGAUCACGGACCAAGUCAUCCAGAAUGACAUGCCGCACGUGGAGCCGCAGCAGCGGGCGAUGGCCAUCAACCGGCUGCUGUCAGUGGGUCAGCUGGACCUUCUCAGGAACGCCAAUGGUCUCCUCUACAGAUUGAAGGACACCCAGUCAACCAGCAAGGUGAAGGGAUCUGACAACCAGGAGAAGCUUGUCUACCAGAUCAUAGAAGACGCAGGAAACAAAGGUAUCUGGAGUCGCGAUAUCCGCUUCAAGAGUAACCUGCCUCUGACAGAGAUCAACAAGAUCCUGAAGAACCUCGAGAGCAAAAAGCUCAUCAAAGCAGUCAAGUCUGUAGCGGCCUCUAAGAAGAAGGUCUACAUGCUAUACAACCUACAGCCUGAUCGCUCGGUGACGGGGGGAGCUUGGUACAGUGACCAGGACUUUGAGUCUGAGUUCGUAGAAGUUCUCAAUCAGCAGUGCUUCAAAUUCCUCCAAAGCAAGGCCGAGGUGGCUCGUGACAGUAAGCAGUCCCCCAUGGUCCAGAGGAACAGCUCCUUCGCCACGUCACACGAGGUCUGGAAGUACAUCUCAGAACUCGGCAUCAGCAAGGUGGAUUUGUCGAUGGAGGACAUUGAGACGAUUCUGAACACGCUGAUCUUCGAUGGCAAGGUGGAGAUGACCAUCAUUGCCGCCAAGGAGGGCACGGUGGGCAGUGUGGACGGACAGGUAAAGUUGUAUCGCGGCGUUAACCCUAUAAUCCCCCCCACCGGCCUCGUCAAGACGCCCUGUGGACUCUGUCCGGUGUUUGAGGAUUGCCACGAGGGAGGGGAGAUCUCCCCGUCAAACUGCAUCUACAUGUCCGAGUGGCUGGAUUUCUGACCAAUAGCAAUCGGCUUCACGUCUGCGUGUCUCGGCCUCUGACCAAUUACGUCAACACCCCCCACCCCUUAUGUCCCGCCUUCUUUUAUAUUUUCUCUGUGGAGAAAGAACUGUAUGCAUAGCUGUGCGUUUUGACUCUUGAGUUGUGUUUGGACAAAAAAGUGCAUUAAAGAAAACGAUGAGGUGUGUGUGAAGAAGAGUUGUCUUGUUUGAGAGAAGCAGAAGGAAGUGUGUGCGUGCGUGCGGGCCGGCGGUCAUGCCUUCCCCUUCCUCUGUGCCUGACUGAAGUUUUGCAUCCUGUUAGAAGGCUGUGUUUGUUGUUUUGGUUGUAAAUAAAGAGGAUGUAUGCAUACA
Engraulis encrasicolus (European anchovy) is the source of this 1417-nucleotide messenger RNA. It is a transcript of the gene polr3f, whose product is annotated as polymerase (RNA) III (DNA directed) polypeptide F. Lineage: Eukaryota; Metazoa; Chordata; Actinopteri; Clupeiformes; Engraulidae. Bases 119 to 1063 code for a protein of 314 amino acids. Gene Ontology annotation, cellular component: RNA polymerase III complex. The transcript is spliced from 10 exons. Gene Ontology annotation, biological process: transcription by RNA polymerase III. The record is from RefSeq and is a predicted model, not a curated record.